This is a messenger RNA of Octodon degus (degu), 1023 nucleotides long. It is a transcript of the gene Cldn34, whose product is annotated as claudin 34. Gene Ontology annotation, molecular function: structural molecule activity. Gene Ontology annotation, cellular component: bicellular tight junction; plasma membrane. The coding region runs from base 317 to 970 and encodes 217 amino acids. The transcript has 2 exons. Gene Ontology annotation, biological process: bicellular tight junction assembly; cell adhesion. The record is from RefSeq and is a predicted model, not a curated record. NCBI's taxonomy places the organism in Eukaryota, Metazoa, Chordata, Mammalia, Rodentia, Octodontidae.
UAAACCUGGUAGGGACAAAGUAACAAGAGAGCCGGAUUCUCCAGGGCUGCCUCCAGAGGUUUAUGUCUUUGUCACGCCACUUGUCCUCAGCAGGCUGCUGGCUUUGCCUGCACUGGGAACAUCGGCAGUCCUGCGGCAGAGAGGAGGGGCAGGAGCCAAGGCUGGCCCAGAUCCCUCCUGCUGGACGGUGACGCCCCUCCCCCGCCCUGUCACUAGUCAAGGAAAGACCCAACUGCCGCCUGGCCAGACUGGUAGGGAAGAAGAAGCCUGCCUCCAAGAAGGACAACCGACACUUUGCCCCGACUCCGCAGCCUCCAUGACCGUCGAAGUCCAGAGCGCCAACCGCCAGGUUGCAGGCUUCGCCAUAAUCACCAUCGCCUGGAUCUUCAGCAGCACCUCCAUGGGCCUCGUGGAGUGGCGCGUGUGCCACAUGGAUGACCCCUCGUUCUCCUUGUCUUCUGUCGUCUGCGUGGGCAUGUGGAGGUUCUGCGUCUACAGCCACGACAGCAACUUCAGCAAAGCCAAGCGGUGUCACCAGUACCGCAACACCUUCCUCCCUGCCGACAUCCGCACGGCGCAGCACCUCCUGCUGGCCGCCAGCGCUCUGGGGUUCUUGGGCAAAGCCUGCGCCAUCCUGGGGCUCAGGAACGUCCACCUGAGAACGCCGGAGGAGGACGGCGCCCGCAAGCCCUUCAUCAUGGCGGGAACCCUUACCAUCGCCGCUUGCGCCUGCCUCUCCAUCGCCGCCUUCUGGAACUGCUACUCCGUCAUGAAUGAAGAGAGGAUCUACUUCCCGCUCUCCUUCCACGUUCCCUUCCAGCCCGGCAGUCAGGAAAUGGGCAGCACCAUGGUGGUGGCGCUCCUCAGCGCCUUCCUGCUGCUGUUAAGUGGGAUAUUUUUCCUCUCUUAUAGAUACCCCCUGAAGACCCAGGAAUUUGAGCUUGCCUUGAGACCUGAAAAACAGAGUUAGGGGGCACUGGCUUCGUACGUGCAAGCUUCCCAGGAAUUUAUGGAAAGUAUCAG